This is a messenger RNA of Alosa alosa (allis shad), 2961 nucleotides long. RefSeq names its product ADAM metallopeptidase domain 28 (gene adam28). Bases 107 to 2395 code for a protein of 762 amino acids. The transcript has 22 exons. Gene Ontology annotation, biological process: proteolysis. Lineage: Eukaryota; Metazoa; Chordata; Actinopteri; Clupeiformes; Clupeidae. Gene Ontology annotation, molecular function: metalloendopeptidase activity. Gene Ontology annotation, cellular component: plasma membrane. The record is from RefSeq and is a predicted model, not a curated record.
AACAGCACUCUCUCUCACACACACACACACACACAAUGGCAUGCAGGUAGACCAUAAAGGCCUGGGACGUUCUCUCCAGUUUCAGUAGCUUGUCCGCCCGCUGACAAUGGCAAGCAAACGUCUCCUGUUGUGGAUUCUGUCGCUGGCUGCUUCACUUGAUCCCUCAGUUUGCACAGAGUUUAAUGGAGUGAAGGUGUAUGACGUGGUCCGGCCAAUCAGACUUCACAGCCUGAGAAAGAGGGCAGUGGAGUCCUCUAGGCCUGAGGUACUGAAGUAUGGGAUGACAUUAAAAGGAAAAGACAUCGAGUUGAACCUGGAGCGGAAUGACGGUAUUUUGACAAAGGAAUACAGUGAGACAUACUAUACUGACGACGGCACACCGGUCACCUCUGCUCCUGAGGACCUGGACCACUGCUACUAUCACGGAAGCAUUGUCAACGACAGUGAAUCCAUGGUUAGCGUUAGCACCUGUGAUGGUCUCAGGGGAUACAUCCAGACAGCAGAACAGAAGUUCUUGAUUGAACCCAUGACAGAGGACAAAGAUGGAGACCAUGCACUUCUAAAGUUUGAUGAUGUUCACGACAAACCAAUGACGUGUGGAGUCACCAACACCAGCUGGGACCCGGAGUACCCCGCCAAAACCAGUAGAGCCCAAUCCCGUGGGGCUAGACCAUCAUUACUCCAGCAGCAGAAAUACAUUGAGCUCUAUCUUGUAGCAGACAAUAGAGAGUAUAUACGCAUGAAAAAAGACAUUUCAGAAUUGAGGAAGCGAAUAUUUGAGAUCAUCAAUUUUGUUAAUGGGGUGUAUAAAUCUCUAAACACCUUCAUAGCCUUGACUGGACUGGAGGUGUGGACAGACAGUGACAAGAUAUCAGUGACCCCACCAGCGGGGGCCACCUUGGACGGUUUCACCAAGUGGAGGAACUCUGACUUGAAGAAGAGAAAGCGCCAUGACAAUGCUCAGUUGAUAACAGGUAUUGACUUUGAUGGAUCAACAGUUGGACUGGCCUUUAUUGGAACACUGUGCUCCGAUCACUCCACUGGGGUCGUCCAGGAUCAUAACCAUCGGGCUGUUGCAGUUGGAGCAACACUAUCACAUGAAAUGGGACACAACUUGGGAAUGAGCCAUGACACGAGUUCCUGUGUCUGUCCAGACAACAGCUGCAUAAUGGCAGCAGCCCUAAGCUAUACCAUCCCACAGACAUUCAGCAGCUGCAGCAGUACUGACUACAGCAACUUUCUGGGCAACCGCAACCCCGAGUGUGUGCUGAACAAGCCGGACUACAAGGAACUGGUGACGGAGCCGGUGUGCGGGAACGGGUUCCUGGAGCGAGGGGAGCAAUGUGACUGUGGCACGGUGGUGGAAGAGGAAUGCACCAACCCAUGUUGCAAUGCCACCAACUGUAGACUAGUGGAAGGGGCUCAAUGUGCUGAAGGGGACUGCUGUGAGAACUGCAAGAUCAUGUCCCCCAACAGAGAGUGCAGACCCAAGCACGAUGACUGCGAUCUGCCAGAGUACUGCACCGGCAAAUCUACAGAGUGUCCAGAGGACGUAUUUACCGUGAACGGCCUCCCGUGUGAGAAUGGGAAAGGCUACUGCUACAAUGGCCAGUGUCCGCAGAUGGAGGAGCAGUGUAUCCAAAUGUGGGGGGGAACUGCAAGAGUGGGCAGGGAAUUCUGCUUUAACCAGAACACGAGGGGAAUUUACUAUGGCUUCUGCAAAAGGCCUAGCAAAGAUGUGUAUGAACCAUGCCAGAAAGAGGAUAUAAUGUGUGGGAAGCUGUUCUGUCAUGAUGGCAAUGGCAAUCCCAAUUACGGUCGACUGGUGGCCUUCAGUGAUUGUAAAGCAACAUUCUAUGGUGACCCUGAAACCGACCGUGGACAGGUGGAUACAGGGACCAAGUGUGGAGAGGGAAUGGUAUGCAAUCAGAAUCAGUGUGUGAACCUUGUGACAGCCUACAGAGUGCUCAACUGCUCAGCCAAGUGCCCUGGGCAUGGGGUGUGCAAUCACAGAUCAGAAUGCCAGUGUGAACCUGGGUGGCUUCCACCACACUGCGACUCAAAGGAUCCAAAGUGGCAGCUCUCCAAAGAGGGUGUAACUGCCAUCGCAGUAAUUUUCUCCCUUUUGGGUCUGAUCAUCGUGAUCGGGGCCAGUGUUUUCAUGUGGAAGCGAAGACAAAACUCUUCACCUGGUCUCCCAGCCCAGAAGAGCCAACCUGUGAGUAAACCUGUUUUGGGUCGCCAGCCACUGAAGACACCCAAGCCUAACGCACAAGCAACACAACGGCCUAAUACUAGACCACCACCACCUCCCUCCACUGGUAGGCAGAGUAGACCAGUGCAGCCCAACUUCAUGGCAGCACGAGAGGCUCUGCGGCCUCCACCUCGAGUAUGAUCUACAGCAUCAGGAAAUGAGAGCAGGUGGAAAGGAGUUUGUGGAGUUGCACUGAGUUCACGACUUCUGUCUGUUUGGAGUGAGAGGUUUGGGAAACGCCAACUGCGAAUAUGUGCACCAGAAACGAACAUGGAAUGGCCUGGGAAGAGCCAGCAAGUGCAAUGUUUCAUGUCCACUCAAUCAUAGGGUGCGGCAUGAUUUUUUUUAAUAGCCAUACACUGUAUGAAACAGUUUUCAUUGCCAAGUUUGAAUGUGCAUGUCUGUUUGUGUGUAUAUGUGUGUGUGUGAAUGGGCUGAAAUGCCAAUUUGAGCCUUAGUAUGGCAUGUCUAUGCCUUUUUAGUGGUUACUUGAGAUUUAAAUAAAUAUUGUGUAUACUUUUUAAUUGUACAUAGAUGAACUCAGAUUUUUUUUAUUUCCUCAGUAAAGUUAUCUGUACAUUUGUUGUUUUAAGUACUACACUGUACACUUAACAGGUUGUUACCAUUUCAUUGCUAUGUAAUGUUGUACAUACAUAGAUUAAAAGUAAACAUAAGUGUAAAAAUAUUAAUAAAACACACUAAAAUAC